UUUUUUUUUCUUUUUAUUAUUCUUCUUCUCAUUUUAACCCAAUAAAAAAGCUGCAUUUCGAUGCUUUUUCUAUACUCACACAAACACACACUCACGAAUUUUACUCUUCCCUUUUAAAUUGUGCCUUCUGCAUCUCAUCGUUGUUGGAAAAUAAACAGAAAUUAAGGAAGACCCGGCUACACAGAAGCAAAUAUCAACAACAAUAAAUUCAUGCACUCAUACACACCCAAAUAAAUAACAAAUAAUAAACCCAGUUGACUGCUGAGGAGAGACACAAAUAGAGAGGAGAUUUUUUAAAAAGAAAAUAGGAAUUUAAAUAUUAAAAAAAAAAAUUGAACAAAUUGGACAUAUAACUGCUUUAUAAGAGCUGAUGAAGGUACAAGUCACUAAUUAACUUAUUAACCCAAAAUAAAGCUCAGGAUUUUCCUAAGAUUUUUUUCUUAAACAAAAUAAAAAUUCCUUUAAAUUCUGUAAAAUAUUCUCAAAAUGAAUCUGACCACUUGACAUUUUCAUUUGCAGCAGAAAUAUUUUAACACACGACAUCGACCACGACAAAAACGACAACCGGCCAACGAAAAAUAGAGUAGAGUAGGCCAAACGCAAUUCAAACUUAAAAAGGCUAGAAAAAUAAGAGGAAGAGAAGCCAUAACAACUACAUACAAAUAACAGUAACGCAAAAAAAAAAUAAACACAGUUUUUUUACUUGUACUCACACACUGGCACAGCAGACAAAGAGUAAGAAUAGUUUCACUAAAAAGGAAAUAAAAAAUGUUGUGAGAAAAAAAUACGAAUAAAGGAAAACAUAUGAAAAUACAAUAAAAAAAAGUGGUGCAUUUAGUAGGGAAAAAGCUUUUCGUAUGCAAUUCCUUCAUAAACAUGCUAAAACAGCAACAAAAUGCGGUCAUAUUAAAGUUUUAACAAAAAAAAUUCAUAUAGAAAAGCAACAAAAACUUUAAGAUAAUUAAACCGGUUGGUCACAGAGAAUUAAAUUUGUUUCUUUAGCAGAAAAAUAAGUUUUAAACUAUUUCUAAAGAAAUUAUAACAAAAAGUAACUUUUAAAAAAGAUAGGAAACGGAAAUAAAAUACAUAAAAUCGUUUAUUGGAAAAGUGUGUUCUUUGCAAGAGAUUUAAAAAGAAUAAAGUGUAUUGUGUGUUUGUGGUUACUUCAAAUUGUUUAAAUGUAUUUAAGGCGUUUAAAUGUUUUACGGCCAGCCCCAGUGAGGGCCGGCACUCCAUGGAGUAUCCAACUACAUCUCUACUAAGCGAUUCAUAUAAGAAGUGUCCGAGAACACAUUUGAAUAAUAGUGAAACAGCAACUGCUGUGUGUUUUACAAAUUCAACAACAUAUUGCAAUUUUGAUUUGAAACCACAACAACAAAAAGAAUUGUGUGAUUUCACAACAUCAAUAACAACUGCAUCUUUGGUAACACCAACACCUACGCCUGCUACAAUUACAACAACUACAAUUUUAACAACAAUAGCAGCUGCAGCAGCUUCAAGUGCCGCUGCCGCUACAACAAACAGAAUAUCAUCACCAUCAUUAUCGUCACCAUCAUCAUCAUCAUCUUCGACAUCAUUGUCAUCUUCUUCAUCUUCCGCAUCAUCGUCGUCGUUGUCAGCAGCAUCGCCUUCAUUAACACCACCCACACCCAUAAGUCCGUCCUUCGAAACAUUACCACACAGUCCAGAUGGGCAUGCAUCAGUAAGUUCAACAGCAUCAUCCAGUGAUAAUACAACAACAUCAGAAACUAGGCGAGAAUCUUUAAAGAGACGAGUACGUUCAUUGGCACUUAUUGUAACGGUGUUGGGCUUUCUUUUCUAGCAACUGAC
Molecule: messenger RNA, 1830 nt
Organism: Lucilia cuprina (Australian sheep blowfly)
Lineage: Eukaryota; Metazoa; Arthropoda; Insecta; Diptera; Calliphoridae
Product: cell wall integrity and stress response component 1-like
Exons: 3
Coding region: 1235-1822 (195 amino acids)
Source: RefSeq, a predicted model, not a curated record